Messenger RNA from Anopheles moucheti, 4177 nucleotides. Its product is annotated as dynein light chain 1, cytoplasmic. Bases 249 to 641 code for a protein of 130 amino acids. The transcript has 4 exons. The record is from RefSeq and is a predicted model, not a curated record. Lineage: Eukaryota; Metazoa; Arthropoda; Insecta; Diptera; Culicidae. Gene Ontology annotation, biological process: microtubule-based process; cilium assembly. Gene Ontology annotation, cellular component: cytoplasmic dynein complex. Gene Ontology annotation, molecular function: dynein light intermediate chain binding; dynein intermediate chain binding.
GUGUUUGCAUAGAAAGAAAGUUUUCUGGCCGAUGAAAAAGGUGUGAGUAAAAUCGGUGUACCGUUCAGAGAAAAUAUUUUUUGUCUGAUUAGUUCUGGCAACAGCAUCGAAUAUUUCCAGAAGGGUUUUAUUGCCACACUUUUAUACACGGUGUAAAAGUAUGCUGAACGGAUACCGUUUCACUGUUGCCGAUUUCUAGCAAAGACAAUCAAUCUAUUUCUCUUCCACUUUGCUAAAGCGAUGACUUCAUGAGCAAAUCCGUCAAGGCAACCUUUUCGGAACACAUCAAAAUCAAGAUACGUUGGCCUUCGUCGAUUUCAACGCCAUCAUCACCAUCUAGACACCAAACCAGAACAAAUAGUGCUAGAAAAAUGAGUGACCGCAAGGCCGUCAUCAAGAAUGCCGACAUGGGCGAAGAGAUGCAGCAGGACGCAGUAGACUGUGCAACGCAGGCACUGGAAAAGUACAACAUAGAGAAGGAUAUCGCUGCCUACAUAAAGAAAGAAUUCGACAAAAAAUACAACCCCACCUGGCAUUGCAUCGUAGGCCGAAACUUUGGGUCGUACGUGACGCAUGAAACGCGCCACUUCAUAUACUUCUAUCUUGGACAGGUUGCCAUCCUAUUAUUUAAGAGCGGUUAAACCACAAAAUUAGCUUAAUAUCAUCUGAAAUGCUGAAGCGGAGAUGUGAACGGGGGAGGGAAUGCCACACGGACGACGGAGAACGGUAGAUUGCGUUAGAAAUGGCAACGAUAUUGCGUGUGACAGCAGCAUCCAGAUCCGGACACGGCCUUCUACCUGUAAAGCGUCGUAAGUUCUUGGGUAUCGUACGGACUCAAAUGCAAGUAAUAGAAACGAAAAGAUGAACAGACAACUAGAACACUGGAGCGGAGAACUGGAACUGGAGUGUGUGAGCAUUAUUUGGAGCGAGUAAAAAUUUGACAUUCUUAAUAUAUUUAUCGGGAACUGUACUAACUCUCGUACGACGCAGAACUGUAUUUAUUGAGUAAAGCAACUUUACCGGAAAUCACGAGAGAAAUAACCCGUAAGGUCCAUUAUUGGUCGUAAAAUAAGAUUGGAUCAAGAGGAACAAAACCAUCUGUCCAGUCACAUGCCGCAGUAAAUUCUCCUUUGAAUUGGCAGCUAUUUGAAGUCAAACGCGCAAGCCCAAUGCCAGACGAGGCUUAGCGGGGAAAAGCAGAUGUUGAAGUAAAACUAGAAUUGCAUUGCGUUCAGUAAACGAUAUAUCAGUGUGAUGGAGAAUUAUAAUAGAUGUACAGGAUCGCUGCCUUUGUCCAAUACCCCAUAAAACAACAAAAUUCUAGAGAUACAAUUAAUCUCGAUUGUCUGAAAAAGUUUAUACGUGGCCAUUUUAUGAUUGAAGGAUCUAUCGUAGAGGCCAUCGAAGAUGGAAGUGUAGAAAGAGACAGGAAGUUGUUGGGAUAGCAAGGUACAGAACAGUUCAGACACGAUCAAGGGAGAAGGAACUGGACGUCUUUCGUUUAUCCUAAUUCUGGAUGAUAGAUCUUCCAUUAAAAGAAAGGCUUGCGUGCGCUUUUAUUAAGGGCCGAUCAUGGAACCUUCAUUCACUGACAGAAACCUCCGUAACAUACGAUAUUUAGUUGUGAAACAAAAGUUCUUGCGAAAUUUCUCAACCAAAACGAAAAGAAGAACCCAAUAGGCAGGCGCAAAACUUGAAUGGACGUAUUCAAUUCGUUUUCCCGGGUGACGUGCAGUGCAAGGUGCAUGGUUUGAGUCGCAAGAAUUCGCAUUAAUUCUACUAUGUCGAUCGAUCGAUUGAAAUUUUGAAUGGCAAGUCUAUUUUUGAGUUAGCGUCUUGGGUUAGUUUGGACAAACACUUAAUGGUAGGAGAGUAUUUUUUUUAUCUCCGUGAAUGAUAGUCUAGCAUGCUAACGAAACUUAUUAUGUUUCUACGUUAGAGUGCGUAAAGUUCCGCACCACCUCCACGUCGCGUGUUGCCUCAGGUGCGACGUAGAUAUAAGUUUUUUUUCUUUUUUUGUUUUGUUUUUCGAAGGAAAGUAUAGAAGGCGUAGGAUUGAUUUUGACCCCCCCCCUCAGAGAACGUACGAAGUUUCAUUAAUCAUUUCCGUUUUUCUUUAACGAUGGUUAUUAGAAGUAGUUUUGUUUUUCCACUAUAGUAUAUCAAAUGAAAGAAGGAGUAUAAAUAAAGAAUUACACUCGAAAUACAAAACUAACUGCAUAGAACUGAAGCGAGAGCCUAUCGUGUUGGUAGUAGCGAACAAAUCUAACACUCCCUCUCACUCACGCAUACACUCAAAGUGUGUCAGCACAGAAAUAAAGGAUGUCCCGGGAUGCAGCUUUAUGUGCAGGUGUGAUGAGCAGUGUGUAGUUUAGUCAAUGAAAUCACGCACGUUCCGGAAGGAGAAUAAAGGAAAGCAGGUCGGCACAAGAAAUGCAGCAAAAUACUGCUAGCUAUGCUUUUAUGCAACAUUUGCAGUCGGUGGAGGAGUAGCAGCAGCUGCAUUCGUUCAAGAAUAGAUAUUCUAGUGAUUAUCCACGGACCACUGUUCUCCUCCUCCCCUCUCAUCCAUUCGCCAACAUUAUCGACAUUUCGCUAUGAGUUCAUCAUCCUUCUCCGACAUCCGGGUAAACCAUUGUGAUGUGUGUGUGUGUGUGUGUGUGUAUGUGUGUGUGCAUGAUUUUUGCGUGCGUGUGUGUGCAUGUCAUGUGCGCGAGUAGUGCACUGCAGUCAAGUAGAUGAUAAGAAGAAUUACCGGAAUAAUUUAGUGUAGCGACGAGGAAACCUUUCCGCUAUAUGCAAACGAUUAACAACUAAAGCUAAAGCUUUUAACAUCCAAUCCUAGCGGGAUUAGGAACGAUGGGGAAUCAUUUCUUUCAUGUUGAUAAUUUCAGGCAAAUUUAUCAUGGAUGUUAUGUUAUGGAAUUCAUUGAAAGAAUGGAUGAACUUAAUUUUUGCGACUUUAGUUAUCUAUCUUUGAAAAUAAUUUUCCAGUUAAUGGGCAUUGCUACAGGUGCAUGCAAUUAGAAAAAGUAAAUGAAAGUAAUACACUUGUUUUUCCUAUAUGGAUGUAUCUUGUCCUGUCCCGAACAUGCUUUGAACGACCUCCGUUCAACGUUCUUCAAGAAAAACAAUCCCUUUAUGUGUUUGAUGUAUUUUUGGAAUAUUUUAAACGGAAAAUCGUAUAAGUGUGCACAAUAUACUGAUAUAUCUCGAUGGCGGUUUUCAUUCCGAUUCUUAUCUUCUAAACAUUUGGUGAACGAACUGGAAUUUCGGGAUACUCUUGGCCUUUGAAUGCGUUUCUUCAAAGCAUAAACGUGAAUAAUAUAUGUGGAAAUCUUUAACCUCACUCAAAAUAUCGCACUCAAGUGGAGGGGAGCUGUACACGUGAUGAUCCUCAACAACAUUUGAAAAGGACUAUUGUUUGUUCAGUGUGUAAGUGUAUGUGAGUGUUAUCGCUGUUUCGUGCUGUAUAAUCUAUUUCCCUCGGUUGCACAUCCUUCUGUGGCCACUAUGAUGGAAAGGCAAGGCGGCACACAUAACCUCCAUAUUAUGAGGCUGUGGGACAUUUUCUUUAAGUCUCCCCCCUACCCCCAACUCUUUCUUCCGUACUCUGUCCUAUCUGAUUCCUACGCCCACGGCAAAUGUAACCGUCUGUGUGGUAUUUCUUUAAAAAUGUCUUCGCGGAUCCUUCAUUUCACAAACUACGUCACAACCGAAACAACCGGGGUUAUUCUCCGUCCUAUUGGUUCUGCUGGAUGUGAGUCAUAUUCAUAUACGUUGGUGUACUUUUUAUCAAACACAAUCGUCGAAUCACAAGCAUGACAUAGUAAAAAGGUGUGGAAGAAGGCAGAUAGAACGCGCAGGAGUGGAAAGAAAAAAAAAUGCAGAAAAUCACAGAAAAAUAAAAUAAAAAGCAGCAACAUUGAAUGUGCGAUCCAAACCAGCUGGGAACGAAUGGAGACAUAAAGCAAAUGAUAAAGUAAACUAUUAAGGAAUAAAAAGAAGAAAAAAACGAUAAAAAUGAAUGUGUUCCAACGUUCGUGUAUCUUUAAAUGACCAAACGUAAUUUACGUAAAGAAGAAAGAAAGUGCGCCAUUCAAACUCUCGAGAAACUGACCAACCACCCAGAAAGUACAUCAAAACAGCUAAACACAAUUAGGCAUCAUGCAGUUAA